Messenger RNA from Monosiga brevicollis MX1, 957 nucleotides. RefSeq lists its product as uncharacterized. The coding region runs from base 1 to 957 and encodes 318 amino acids. The transcript is spliced from 4 exons. Lineage: Eukaryota; Choanoflagellata; Craspedida; Salpingoecidae. Gene Ontology annotation, biological process: regulation of mitotic cell cycle; protein phosphorylation. Gene Ontology annotation, cellular component: nucleus. The record is from RefSeq and is a predicted model, not a curated record. Gene Ontology annotation, molecular function: cyclin-dependent protein serine/threonine kinase activity; ATP binding.
AUGGCUGGUUCAUGUCGCUCCAUCACCGAGUUUGAGAAGCUCAAUAUCCUGGGCGAGGGCACCUAUGGUGUUGUUUAUCGCGCCCGCGACUCCCGCACGGGGCACCAGGUUGCAGUCAAACAAGUCAAGAUGAAUCAAGAACGAGGAGGAUUGCCGUUGAGUAGCUUGCGAGAGAUUACGGCCCUUCAGCAGCUGCGCCACACCAACGUUCUCCAGCUGCUGCACGUGGCUGCCGGUCGGCGACUUACCUCCAUCUUUUUGAUUAUGGAGUAUUGUGAGCAUGACCUAGCGGCGCUGGUGGACAACAUGCCUGCACCCUUUCCCGAGCCUGCCGUGAAAUGUUUGAUGCAGCAGCUCUUUGCGGGCCUGGAUGCCAUGCAUCGCGAGUGUCUCAUUCAUCGUGACCUCAAGCUCAGCAACUUGCUACUGACCGACCACGGCAUUCUCAAGGUUGCUGAUUUUGGCCUUACACGGGUGAUUGAGGACCCAGCACACCACAUGAGCCCCACCGUGGUGACCUUGUGGUACCGCCCACCUGAACUUGUUUUUGGCAUGAAGAACUACACGCGUGCCGUUGAUAUUUGGUCCUGUGGCUGCAUCUUCGCCGAAUUACUUGCUCACGAGCCCCUCUUCCCGGCCAAAACCGAGGUGGCCCUCUUGGAAAUGGUCAUUGGCUUGCUUGGAGCGCCACACGAGUCUAUUUGGCCCGCUUUUCGGGAUUUACCCCUGGCCCAUCGCUUUCACAUGCCUCAUCAGCCGUACAGCAACCUAAAGCAGCGCUUUGGGUUCCUUUCGAGCACAGGCUUGGACCUCAUGCAGGACCUGCUCAUGUACGACCCGGAGAAACGGCUUUCAGCCAUUGCUGCUUCGGUUCAUCCUUACUUUCGGACAGCUCCGUUGCCCCUGGACCCCGAAUUCAUGCCUACGUUCCCACGACAUCGAAAUUACAAUCACUGA